UCCAAGGAGAUGGAAGUAGGAAAUUGCUCGAUGGCGACUGAGUUCAUUCUCUCAGGACUGACAGAUCGUCCGGAGCUGCAGGUCCCCCUGUUUGUGUUGUUCCUACUGAUUUAUGUUAUCACCCUGGUAGGGAAUGGGGGGAUGAUCUUGUUAAUCACAACUGAUGCCCGACUCCACACCCCCAUGUACUUUUUCCUUCAGAGUUUGUCUUUCUGUGAUUUCUGCUAUUCCUCCACAAUUGCCCCUGAGAUGCUGCAGAAUUUCUUCACUGAGAGGAAAAGCAUUUCCUACACUGCCUGUGCGCUGCAAAUGUAUUUCUUCAUCUCUUUUGCAGAUACUCAGUGCCUCUUGCUGGCUGUGAUGGCGUAUGACCGUUAUGUGGCCAUCUGUAACCCGCUGCUCUAUACGGUCACCAUGUCCACGCAGCUUUGCAACAGGCUGGUGGCUGGGGUGUGUGUUGUGGGGUUAGUGGAUUCAAUGAUACACACCUGUCUGACAUUCCGGCUGCUGUUCUGCCACUCCAAUGUCAUUAACCAUUUCUUCUGUGAUAUUCCCCCACUGCUGGCGCUCUCCUCCUCUGACACUCAUAUCAAUGAGAUUGUGAUAUUUGCCUUUGAGUGCAUCAUUAAUGUAAAUAGUGCUGUAACAAUACUCCUCUCCUAUGUCUGGAUCAUCUCCACCAUCCUGCAGACCCGCUCUGCCGAGGGCCGGCGCAAAGCCUUCUCCACCUGCGCUUCUCACUUGACUACUGUGGUCAUAUUGUAUGGCACAGACCUAUUUAUGUAUUUCCGACCCUCUUCCAGCUAUUCCAUGGAAACGGACAAAAUAACCUCCGUUUUUUACACGCUGGUUAUCCCCAUGUUGAACCCCCUCAUCUACAGCCUGAGGAACAGGGAGGUGAAGGACGCGCUGAGAAAAAUGGCCCUCUUAAGGAGCCAUUCAUACAUUUGA
Molecule: messenger RNA, 951 nt
Organism: Pelodiscus sinensis (Chinese soft-shelled turtle)
Lineage: Eukaryota; Metazoa; Chordata; Testudines; Trionychidae
Product: olfactory receptor 8U9-like
Biological process (GO): G protein-coupled receptor signaling pathway
Cellular component (GO): membrane
Molecular function (GO): olfactory receptor activity; G protein-coupled receptor activity
Source: RefSeq, a predicted model, not a curated record